ACAUUAAAAGUGGUAGCUUUGGUGUGGGACUGCUGAUUGGAAGGUUGUCCCAGGCCAACCAAUUUGUCACUGCUGGGCCCCUGAGCAAGGCCCUUAACCCUCAAUAGCUCAGUUGUAUAAAAAAAUGAGAUAAGAAUGUAAGUUGCUCUGAAUAAGGCUGUCUGCUAAAUGCCAGAAAUGUAAAUGUACAUUUAGGGUUAGCUGUGAAGUACUUUCAAGGGGCAAUCAUCAUGUAAUGUAUGUCACUAAUAAACAAGGCUGCGGUGUGGCCUCAAUAGCAUAUUUUUCAUAAUCAAGUCUUGUCCUCGUAGAUUCUACACAUCUCUGGACCCUUACAGUACAGAAAAGACACUCUGUUAGAACACGUCUGGCUGAAAUUUGUCACAUAAGCUUCAUUCAGUCUUCAUCUGUCCAGUUUUGGUGAAGCUGGAUCCAAUAGACAGAAGUCCAUCAAAGUCCAAUAAGCAGAUGGUUGAUGUGAACAUUAACUGAAGCUCUGCAUGAUUUUAUUUUGUACAUGGAUAGCUGGAUAGUUUCGAUGAAAGUGGACACUGGGGUUAGUUUCACCCUUGUUUUUUUUUUUUAAAUAAAUGUUUGCUUAUAGUCUUAUAUAUUGCCACACCUAAAAGUGUACUACCUGUGACUUUUAUCAAACGAUUAAGUAAGUGAUGGUGAAAGUACAGUCUGUUCGCACACAGAAAUAGCGAGCAUGAUGGAUUAGCUAUAGAAAUCGUCACGUGCAUGAUGCCAAAUGUGCAUGUGCAGCAUUCCAGCUUAGCUUUUGAUUGGUUCCUGGUCCAGUCAUCCAAAACAAUAUAAGGCAGCUGCUCCUAAAACCCAACCGACUGCAAGAAAAGAGCACGUCCGUUGUCCACCAAACUGAAGACACCCUCGUAACAGGCUUCAAGAUGAGAGCAGCUCUUUCUACCAUCGCUUUUUUGCUUGCCUUUGAAUUUUGCCUCAGCAGCAGUUCACCUCCUGCUCCAGUGGGCACUUGUUUGAUUAUCGGUGACCCUCAUUACAGCACGUUUGAUGGCAGUUACUACAGCUUCAUGGGAAACUGCACCUACAUUGUCGCUAAAAACUGCCACGUGGACGGCGACCAUCCGGCAUUUCAGAUCAACACCAAGAACGAACGCAACGGCAACACGCAAAAUACACUGGUUUCUGCGGUCACUAUCUUAGUGUACGGCAACACCGUCACCUUCAACCGCAUGGAGAACGGGCUUGUCAAGAUUAAUGAUUCAUUCUGGAACUUACCGGUGGUUCUGAACAACGGUGGUGUGAAAAUCAAAGCCAGUAGCCUUUCAGUGACCAUGCAGACAGAUUUUGGCCUGUCCAUUCAGUAUGACUGGGAUCAAUACUUGGUAGUGACAGUCCCUGAGAGCUUUAAGGGAAGGAUGUGUGGUAUGUGUGGGAACUUCAACGGAAAGAAGGAAGAUGACCUCACGACUCCCAGUGGCAGUGUAGCAGGCAAUAUUCCAGAUCUGGGAAAGAGCUGGAGAGUAUCCGGCGUGCCAGGAGAAGCUUUCUGUCAUGAUUCGUGUCCAGGGCAGUGUCAGAGUUGUGAGGGUGUUUCAUGGUUUACGCGCAUGAAUGCAAAGAUUGCCUGUAGCAUCGUAACAUAUCUCACUAAAGGACCUUUCCAAAGCUGCAAGAGUGUCAUUGACCCCAACGUCUUCUAUGAGAACUGUCUAUUCGACUACUGCACUGGCAAAGAUAUCAGCAAUUUCUUAUGUCAGACUGCUGAGAUAUACACGGAUGCCUGUAGGCAAGCUGGUGUACAUGUUUAUGACUGGAGAGGCUUCCUUAAGUGCCCUACCCCUAAAUGCCCAGCUAACAGCCACUUUGAGUCCUGUGCCUGUCCUGCUACCUGUGAGAAUCCCACUCCUUCUGCUGCAUGUAAAGCAAACUGUGUAGAAGCUUGCACUUGUAAUGAGGGAUACUUGUGGAGUGGAAACAAGUGUGUUCCCAAGAAUCAGUGUGGCUGUGUGUACAAAAGUGUUGGUGAGGAACGUUACCUACAGGCUGGAGAAUCCAUCUGGGCUGAUACAAGUUGCACCAAAAAAUGCACCUGCAAUUCAAAUAAUGGUCACGUCACUUGUGAAAACCAAAGCUGUCCACUCGGAACUGAAUGCACGGUCGUUAGAGGAACAAGAGGCUGCCAGAAAGUACCGCAAGCCACCUGUAAUAUCUACGGAGAUCCUCACUACAACACCUUCGAUAACAGCACCUACGACUUCCAGGGCACUUGUACGUACACUGCGGCUAAGGGUUGCCACCUGGACGGAACAAAACUCACACCGUUUUCAGUUGUAGUGGAGAAUGAGAAAUGGACUGAAAUCCAAGCCACUCCAAAUGUCUCCAUGGCCAAGGUGGUCGUUGUGGAGGUCUACGGCUUGACCAUAAUCCUGAGAAGAAAUCAACUACAUCAGGUCAUGAUCAAUGGUGUCUUAACCAACAUCCCUGUAAAUCUCAAUGACGGUGAAGUGAUCGUCCAGCAGGAGGGCUAUCAUAAUGUCAUUCUGACAAACUUUGGACUAAGAGUGGCCUAUGACAUGGUUUAUCAAGUUCUCAUCACAGUCCCUGGCAUAUAUGCAGGAAAGACCUGUGGCAUGUGUGGAAACUUUAACGGUAAUAAGAACGACGAGCUCCUGCUGCCAGAUGGGAAAGCGGUAGAAAAAUCAGAUAUAAAAACAUUUGGAGCGGCUUGGAAAGUGGCUGUCCCCGGCGUGGUGUGUGAUGACGGCUGCAGUGGUGAUUACUGUCCAAAAUGCCCUCAAAAAGAGAAAGCUGUAUUCGAAAAGGACUGCAGUAUUAUUAUUGACCCUAAAGGACCAUUCGCUCCAUGUCACACUGUAAUUGACCCUGAAUCCUACUUCAGAGACUGUGUUUUUGACGUCUGUAUGAGCGAGGGAGAUCAGCAUAUGCUGUGCCACAGUGUCGCUGCGUACAUGAGCGACUGCCAGAACUUCGGAGUCAAGGUUAACAACUGGAGAACGUCAACAUUCUGUCCCUUAUCCUGUCCUCCCAACACUGUGUACGAAAUCUGUGCAAAAGCAUGUAACACACCUUGUCCUGGCCUUUCUGGUGUAAUGAAGUGUGAUAUUCAGACCUGUGCUGAAGGCUGCAUGUGUAAACCUGGAUUCUUCUACAAUGGGACAGGCUGCAUUCCAGCAGAUCAGUGCGGCUGUUACGAGAAUGGACGCACCUAUAAGAUUGGUGAGACCAUCAUCACAGAAAACUGUCAGGAGAAACUGACCUGUCUUGCAUCUGGCAAAUUAAAUAAAGAAAGCAUCAGCUGUAAAAGCAGUGAGGCCUGCAGCAUUCAGAAGGGCAUUCGCGGAUGCUACCCAAGGCAGUGCCUGCUGAAGGCAGAAUCCUUCAACCUUUUCAGUGGAGAAAUUCUAGGCCUCAUGUCUGUCGGAGCCUACGAGUUAGUGAAAGUGUGUGACAAUGGUCUUGAAGCCGAAUGGUUCCGAGUGGUGGUUGAAGUGGGAACUUUCGGGAAUCUGAAGAGCAUUGUGGCUGUGUACGUCUACUUUGAAGAGGUCUUCAUUACCGUCACCAGCAACCAGGACACUUGGAUCAAUGGAAAAGCUAUCACUCUGCCACAGCAGCUGAAGAAUGAGGUGACCAUCCAGUUGACUGAAGGCACGCUCAUUAUCGAAAAGAAGAACAGCUUGAAAGUCUCUUUGAGCCUCUUACUUGAGCUUGUAGUGAUCGUGAACGAUGAAAUGGCGCCGAAGGUGUGCGGUGCCUGCGGAAGUGAUGAUAAAGUAUUCGAUGUCCAGCGUCAAGACGCUCAGGAGUACUGGGCUUUCUGGAGAGCGCUUGACUUUCCAAAUGCCCUUUGUUAAAACCCAGUUUGAUCUGAUGACAAGGUGAUUGGCAUUGCUUUGAUUUAGAACACUGGCUUUAAGGAGUAGGAAGCAUCUCACAAUAAGACCCUGUUUACACCUGGCUAUAAACAUGUGUUUAGAGUGAUCAGAUCAGCUUAAUGUCCAUUAAGGCUUGGAAUGACUUCAGUCCAAAAACAACCCUCAAACUUCCUAUUAUAAAGACAAAUUAGUGUAUAUAUUACUCCAAAUGAGGGCAAUUUCCUGAUUAAACAUGAGACUGCAUGGAAUUGAGCAGCUAUUACAAUACACCAGGAUGUUAUACCAAAAUAAUGAUCUUACACAUGGAGUAUAUUGUCAACACAAAUAAUGAUGAAAAUAAGUGUAAAGCGGCGAACAUUAUGAAGUAGGCUGUGUGUGAGAGGAGAGGAAGCUCCAUGAUCUGAUCACCAGGACACCACAUGCUGAUACACAGUGUAAACAGGGCCUUACACAUUAAGCCUCGUUCAGAUUCUUUCACUAAAAUAGAACGCUUUACAGAUAAUAAUGCAAUCUUGAACGAUUUAGAGAAUUAAAGCAAAUCUUUUUCGCUUCAAUUAAGAUCCAAAUCCAGUAGAUUUUGCACGGUAAUGCUGAAACACACACACUUUACUCUCUGGUUAUUUGAUUGAACUAUUUUUACUGACACCGUACUUUCCAAAUAAAGGUUUU
Messenger RNA from Hemibagrus wyckioides, 4550 nucleotides. RefSeq names its product IgGFc-binding protein-like. The transcript has 10 exons. The coding region runs from base 909 to 3860 and encodes 983 amino acids. Lineage: Eukaryota; Metazoa; Chordata; Actinopteri; Siluriformes; Bagridae. The record is from RefSeq and is a predicted model, not a curated record.